Pseudogymnoascus destructans is the source of this 531-nucleotide messenger RNA. RefSeq lists its product as uncharacterized. NCBI's taxonomy places the organism in Eukaryota, Fungi, Ascomycota, Leotiomycetes, Thelebolales, Thelebolaceae. The transcript is spliced from 2 exons. The record is from RefSeq and is a predicted model, not a curated record. The coding region runs from base 1 to 531 and encodes 176 amino acids.
AUGAAAGGUAAGCAAUUUCUUACUGCUGGUCUUGCGACCGUGGCGACUAUUCAUGCCGCGCAUAAUAUAUAUCAGGGCGUGGAGAAGCGGAAGGCGGGGCAUAAGGCUGUGGCGGAGGGGGAUAUGACCCCGGAAGAGGUGAGGAAGGAGAAGGCGAAGGCGAGGAUGCGGACGGCGGCUUCGGUUGGCAUUGCUGGCCUCGGUAUCAAGGGUGCUAUCUCUGAAUGGAAAGAAAUAAGCGAAAUGAGAGGAGAAUACCGCAAAGCCCAAAUCGAACGAGUAGAACGCCACCAAAAACGCCGCGAUCGCGCUGCCAUCCGCUCCAACCAAGGACGCAGCAGACGCGUCUCUCCCAGUCGCCGCAUCGCAGAUGCUCCUUACCAGUCGUCGUCGGAUCUUUCUCCCCCGGAUGCUAGGAAUGGUCGUCAGCGCCUCUAUAUUGAUGAUGAUCCCUAUGCGCCGUACGCUCAGGACUUGCCUCCGCCUCCGGGGUAUGAUUCUCGGGAUUCUCGGGAUUCUCGCAGGGGAUAG